UCCGUAGUUAUCCGAAGGAAGCUUUGUAAUAACAUGGAGGACGACGAUUUUUUGGUUGGAGGAAAGCCGUUGCAUGAACUCAGGGUAGUUGAUCUUAAAAAGGAAUGCGACAAAAAUAAGCUUCCCAAAAAUGGAACGAAGAAGGAACUGAUAGAAAGACUUAAAGCGCAUUUCCAGUUUGAGAGACUGCAGAAUGCAGAAUCAACAGAUGAAGUUCCAAAUCAAAAGAUUCAGGAAGGUGUAGCAGUAGAGAAUGAUUUCAUCAAACAAUAUUUGGCCAAACAAAGGGAGCUAAUUGUGGAACAGAAGAAGAGAUUUUCAGAGGAAGAAAGUCAAGAAUCGGGUAACUCACAAGAUGAAUCAGAGUCUAGUCCUACGAAGAAAAGUCCAUCCAAGAGUUUUGGUGAUCUAAGUCCCACAAAGACUACAGAUAAGCCAAACUUUCCUGAUCCCAAAGGAGAAUCAUCGAAUGGUGGAGAACCCACUGAGAAAGCAGCAACCCCAGGCAUUAGUAAGAGUGUUGAGGAAAGUUCAGAAUCUUCCAGAGGUUCAAGAAGCAAACGUUGGAGGAAAACCUCAAAAGAUUCAACACAAGAAGUGGCUUCAGCAGAACAACACAGAGAAAAAGAAAAAGAAGAGAAAAGAAAGGCUGAAGAGGAAGAAAAGAGAUUAACAAGAUUAGCAGUUGAAAAGGCUGAAAAAGUGGAUAAGGAAAAAGCUGAAAAGGAAAAGGCUGAAAAAGAGGCUAGAGAGAAGGCCAAGAAAGAGGCUAAAGAGAGAGCUGAAAAAGAGGCCAAGGAAAAGGCGGAGAAAGCUGAAAGAGAAGCAACGGAGAGGGAAGAAAAAAAGAAAGCAGAAAAGGAAGCAAAAGAAAGAGAAAAAGAAGAAAAGAGAAAAGCAGAAAAGGAAGCCAAAGAAAAGGCUGAAAGAGAGGCCAAAGAGAAGGCAGAAAAGGAGGCCAAAGAGAAGGCUGAAAGGGAGGCUAAGGAGAAAGCAGAGAGAGAAAAGAAGAAAGCUGAAAGGGAAGCAAGAGAAAAAGAAAAAGAAGAAAAGAGAAAGGCAGAAAAGGAGGCUAAAGAAAAGGCUGAGAGAGAGGCCAAAGAGAAGGCAGAAAAGGAGGCCAAAGAGAAGGCUGAAAGGGAGGCUAAGGAGAAAGCAGAGCGAGAAGAAAAGAAAAGGGUUGAAAGGGAAGCAAGAGAAAAAGAAAAAGAAGAAAAGAGAAAGGUGGAAAAGGAGGCUAAAGAAAAGGCUGAGAGAGAGGCCAAAGAGAAAGCAGAAAAGGAGGCCAAAGAGAAGGCUGAAAGGGAGGCUAAGGAGAAAGCAGAGCGAGAAGAAAAGAAAAGGGUUGAAAGGGAAGCAAGAGAAAAAGAAAAAGAAGAAAAGAGAAAGGAGGCUAAAGAAAAGGCUGAGAGAGAGGCCAAAGAGAAGGCAGAGAGGGAAGUUAAAGAUAGAGCUGAAAAAGAGGCUAAGGAACAGGCAGAAAAGGAAGCAAAAGAGAAAACUGAAAGGGAGGCUAAAGAAAGAGAGGAGAAGAAAAAAGCACAGGAAAAGACUGAGAAAGAGGUAGAUGAGAAAGCCGAAAAAGAAGCCCAGAAAAAGGACGAAGCAAGAAAGAAACCUGAAGAAGAUGUUAAAGAAAGAGGGAGGAAAGAUGCUAAGGAGGGAGAAGAGAAAAAAAAACCUGAAAGGGCUAAAGACAAGAGAGAAGUAAGAUUGCGCAGAAAGUCUUCAUCCUCUUCCUCAUCAGAUUCAGAUACUGAGGAUGAUGAAAAGCAGAAGAAAAGGUCAAGGUCAGGAUCUUCAUCCAGUUCCUCAUCAAAGUCAUCCUCAAGAUCCUCCUCCUCAGACUCUGACAGGUCCAAGUCAAGGUCACCAAAGAAGUUUCAGAGCAGGUCUCAAUCUACUUCUCCUGUGCAGCCAGGCAGUACAGUAUCAAUAGUUGAGACGAUAAGAGACAAGCCUUUGGAAGAGAGACCUUCAACAGACAUGUCAGAUGUGCAAGCAGGAAACACGUCAGUGGAGAUGGAAGAUGGAGAAAUCCCUUCAGAUCCUGUGUCGUCUACCACUGACAAGGAAGGGAAAAUAGAGGAUAAGAAACAAAAGACAGUUUCCUCAUCAGAGGAUAAAACCCAGAAAAAGUCAGUGGAGCCUCAGGAGAAGCCAGUCAGGAAGAGGAAAUGGGGAUCUGCCAGGUCCACCAACAAUGCCACCCAGGGUACCACAGAGGCCAAGACCAAACGAUUAUCCAGUAUAGAGUUCUCCACAGAAUCACUCAAGGAGCUGAUGCCAGACAUCAAGUCCAAUCCUAUUGCUGAACCAGUUUUAGAUCUUGAUUUGCCAGAUGAGAGGAUCUCAGAUCAGGAAAAUGAACCAGAGGAGACAAUACAUGAGCACAAGAUUCAGAGAACUAUUAUUGUGCAUGAUGAUUCGGAAAAGAGGGAUGAAGGUGAUGAAAGGUCAGAGGGUGAGGUUGUGGAUGAUGAUGAAAAUAAAGAGAAUAAGGAAUCGGACAGUGAGGAUGAGGAGCAAGAGGAGGUCACUGGUGACCAGGAGGAACCAGCGAGGAAAGUAGAGAAAAAAGAGGAAUCUUCACCUGAGAAAAAAACAGAGCCGAAAAUCAUUCGACGAAUCAGCCAGCCCAAGCCAUUGAUUGAACCAGAUGAACCAACAGCAGCCAGAAGGUCACCAUCUCCUCCCAGAAAACCAGUGUCCAACAUUGUGCACAUCAGAAACCUGGUCAGACCUUUUACCCUGAUCCAGCUGAAAGAGCUUUUGAAGAGAACUGGGAAUCUGGUGGAGGAUGGCUUCUGGAUAGACAACAUAAAGUCCCAUUGUAUUGUUACGUAUGAAAAGGAAGAGGAGGCCACAGCUACAAGAUCAGCCCUUCAUGGAACCCAGUGGCCCUCAUCUAACCCCAAAAUUCUCAGAGUGGAAUAUGCUUCUCUUGAUGAGCUGGAACGCUUCAAAAACCAGGACAAACCAAUGGUAAUAACCAAAGAGGUCAAGCAGGACACCAGAAAGGAGAGGGAGGAGAAAGAAAAAGCUGAGCGGGAGGCUCGCCGAGAGGCACGUAGAAAGGAGGAAGAGGAGAAAAAGAAACGCAGAACUCCACCAAUAAGGGAAUGGGACCGCGACAAAAUCAGACAAUCACAAGAAAGAGAGGAGCCUCCACGACGGGGGAGAAGUAGGUCAAGGUCACCAAGGAGGGGGGGACCCAGGAGCAGGGAACAAGAUAUGAGGAGAGAUAGAAGAGACCAGAAAGUGGAAGAAGAACCACCCGCAAAGCUUCUAGAUGACCUGUUUAAAAAGACGAAGACCAUCCCAUGCAUCUACUGGCUAGCACUGACUGAGGAACAGGCGGCUAUUCAGGAAAAGAAAAGAAAGGAGGAAAAGGAAGAACAAGAAAAAAUGUGGAAAGAGAGAGAAGAAAAUGAAGCUAAGAGAAUACAAGAACGAAGGGAGAGAAGCCCAUGGCGAGGCGAUGAGGAUCGCAGGAGAGGAGGAAUAAGGGGAAGAAGUCGAGACAGGCCCAUCAGAAACCGUAGUGGCAGUCGUAACAGGGACAAGAGUGCUAGAAAACGCAGCAGAAGCGUAGAUCGUAGUCGAGACAGGGGAAGGAGAAGAUAGAAAAAAGGACUUUUACUAGAACUGAUUCAUAUUAUUGUGUUACAUCUUCAUGUUGCCAUUGAUCUAAUUAUUAUUGACUGGUAUCAUAGUUGUCCUGAAUAAAAUUGAUUUUAUCUGAC
Messenger RNA from Ostrea edulis (European flat oyster), 3746 nucleotides. Its product is annotated as apoptotic chromatin condensation inducer in the nucleus-like. The coding region runs from base 34 to 3627 and encodes 1197 amino acids. Gene Ontology annotation, molecular function: nucleic acid binding. The transcript is spliced from 21 exons. The record is from RefSeq and is a predicted model, not a curated record. Lineage: Eukaryota; Metazoa; Mollusca; Bivalvia; Ostreida; Ostreidae.